GGCUUAGUGUGGCGCUGCGCGCCGCCAACUCUCUCUCUCUAUCUCUCUCCCACUCGCUUUCGCGCGCGCGCGCUUCCAGGAAUGCCCCGGGCGGCGAGGAAGGCGCUUUAGAAGAUGCCCAGGCUGGAGGCAGCUUGCCGUCGGGCGGGCGGCAUGGCGACGAGCGGCGAGGCGGCGUCUCCCCCUUUGCGCGGCUGAGGCUCUGAGGCUGCCGCCGCCGCCGCCCGGCGCACAAUGAAACUCUACUGCAAAGUGGUGGCCCUGGCGCUCUGCCUGGCGCUCCUGCUGCUGCUCUACCUCUUCGUGGGCAGCGACGCCGACGAGCCGCCUUUGAAAGCGGCCGCGGGGGGAAGCCGCCCGGCGCGCGCCUCCUCCUCCUCCGGGCCCGGCGGGGACUUCGCCGCGGGGCGCUUCCGACCCGUCCAGGCUGCAGAGGAGCGAGAGGAGGAAGAAGAGGCGGCGGCGGCUCAGGCUCAGGUUUCCAAGAGGGAGCCACGUCUCCACAGAAAAACGGGCAGGCGCGGCGCUGCCCGAGGGAAGUUUGCGAACGUGAGGUAAAGCCUUCAAAAAAGAGGCAUUUUAAAAAUAUGCAUUAUUAUUUUCAAUGCAUUUUAUGCAUUUCUCCACUACUGUAAUUGCAUUGUCUUCUGCAUGCUUUUCGGUCAUGAAACACUCUAGCGAUCUGUUUUUGGCUGGGAUGGGGAGUUUGCAAAGAUGCGGGAGGGGGCGGCUUCUUCAGUGUCAUGUGGUCUCGCAGCCUCGGAUCCGGAGAACCCCGCGAAAGUUUCCUCGGAUUGCAAAGGGAAUAUAAAUCGGAAGGAUGUUCGGGAUUACAGCUCUAAGGGGCUGCUCUGCAGGGCGCAGAUUAGCAGGCGGACCUGAUGCGCCUUCUGGGUACCUAAGGAUGUGUGAAAAGGAUGUUCUGUCUCUCUGUCUCUCUCUCAAGCACACACCUUUAUAUAUAGCAUUCACCGACACUUACAAGGAGGGUCCUGGCAAUGCAAAUUGUAUCCUUUUUUACACCUACCUCACAUUGCUCAAUUGCGUGCCUGCCAGUUUUGUAGUUUCCUCUGGGCUUCUUCCCAUGACCCUUGGGGUUGGUGUAGCUGAGUAGCGCUGUCUGAAUGGUGCUCCUACUUUUUGGGAGAAGAUGAUAAGCCUGUUGACACAUGGUGCUGUACACGUGUGCAAAGAGUAGCACAGAUGCUCAUGUGAAUGGAGUAUAUGGUUGGUGAAUUUGAAAAGUCAGUGCAAGGACUGAACUCCAAAAUGCAGAGUACUGAUUGAAUGCGCUAUGACUGCCCAUGCGUUGAAUGUGUAUGAUCAUGCGCAGUGUUGUGCAGAGAUGGGACUCAGUCCUUUUCCUGCUCACUGCUUAGGUAUAUUUUGCUGAAAUGACUCUAUAGGUACCACACAGGACAGCACAAGGUGCUUUGUUCUAUGGGAUCUUACCAUAGUACAUGCCAAGGGAGGAAUGAUGGCUUUUAAAGAUGCAAUCCAGUUAUAAACCCAUUUACUGAAAUGAGAGAUAAAUAAUCUGCCGCCUCAGCCAACAGUGAUGUGAAAAAUAGCCCUUUCCAGAAAAACUUCCUGGAUCAGCAGCUGAAGUCAACCUCACUUUUAAUUCAUUUUGUAGAAUAUUUGUGCCUUUCCCUGUUUAGGUUUGCCUUAUUUUUGAUGGUUUUGUUACACAGCCAUGAUCUUCAUAUAAGGGCAGGUGGGCAGAAUGUACACUUGUUACUUGGGAAGGCUGGUAUGCAGCAUCUUCAAGUACCGUAUUUUUUGCUCUAUAAGACGCACCAGACCACAAGACGCACAUAGUUUUUGGAGGAGGAAAACAAGAAAAAAAAUAUUCUGAAUCUCAGAAGCCAGAACAGCAAGAGGGAUCGCUGCGCAGUGAAAGCAGCAAUCCCUCUUGCUGUUCUGGCUUCUGGGAUAGCUGCGCAGCCUGCAUUCACUCCAUAAGACGCACACACAUUUCCCCUUACUUUUUAGGAGGGAAAAGUGAGUCUUAUAGAGCAAAAAAUACGGUAUAUACUUGUCCCAAAAUAAACACUGGCAAUUCAUUUCACAAAUGCUACUAACACAUGUUUCUGGAUGUCACGUGUGAAUCAGCUUGCAGUUCCAAGUGGAACUUCUUUUGUGUCUGCUCCCUAGUUUAGCAAAUUUCCAUUCCCCAGAGCAGAAAAACGUCUGGGGUAGGGUUGUAGGAAGAAAAAAAUAUUGAGGUUUCCCAGUUCAGUUUCUUUCCCUUGGUUUUAUGGGUUGUAUAUGCGUUUCCAUUUCCAUUUUCUCAUUCUUGAGCCUGGCGAGUCGAUUGAUGGCUCUUUUAAGAUAAGCUUCCAGCAGAAUUUUAAACAGAUUCUUUAGGCAGGGUGGAAUUACAUUCUCCUUGCCUGGUUUUCUUUUGAAACAGUCAUGGCUAGACUUAUGAAGAUAAUGUUAAUAUUAGAAACAAGAACACGGGCUAUAAAGAUUUUUAAAAGUAUUUCACAAAAACAUUAUUGUCUGCCACACGAUGAAAAUGUUUGGAAGUUAAAUGCACCUUUCUGUAUCUAUGAAAUCCAAGUAGAUGAGUCAUUAGAGAACUGAGGUCACCUCUCUAAAUAAUAAUAAUAAUAAUAAUAAAGCAAAGACGGGGGCCAUUUGGAUAUGGAUAGUGGUUCUAGCAGAAGCGGGAGCAUUUCCCCUUGAAAAUCAUGCACAUAGCCCCCAAGUUGCUAUUUUAGGGGGAGAUGCAGGUUAAAAGCUAAAUUUAUGCUGUCCCGCUCCCCAUCGCACAGACACGCUCUAGUCUAGUGCAUCAAAGUGAAGGAGAGGGAGUCAUGACAGGUGUGUGGCUUUAAUGUUGCUGGUAGAAUAAUACGAAGCUGAAUAAAACACCUUUAAUCCAGACAUUUAAUUAAAUGUGUGUGAACUGCAGUUAGGAAAACAUACUGUAAUUUACUUCUUCUUCUUUUUUUAAAGGUGAAACUAAAAUGCUGGAACAUAACAACUUUUUAAUUCAUGAAAGUCUAGAUAAUUGCUAUGUGGUGUCCCUGAGCUGGGAAGCUGCUCUCCCAUCCCUUUUCUAGCUCAGUGUGACCUCAUCUUUCAAACAAACCCUGUGUGUCUUUGAUUCAUGAUUUCACAGAGAUGUUCUGAAUGAAAGACUGCCCCAUUCUCCGAGGUCUUAUUCUUCACCCUAUUAAAGCGGCUGGUUUCUUACCAGCAUUGUAUCUGAUUGUGAGCAAGGGAUGUUUAUUGUGACCGGGAGUGGAUCAUGGACUGAAUUCAAAUGGGUGUAUUAAGGCAGGAUUAUCUUCCGUUAGCAACUAUACCUCCUGAAGUCAUUUUUCUUCAGAGCAUAUCUCUUGAGUUUAUCGUGGACAGUACCAAACAAAUGAGAAGCAAAUGUGGUUAAAAACUCCCCUGUGAAUGGAUAAGCGAGGGUGAGAUAGUUAAUGCUGGCUAUAAAAGGCUACAAGGAUAUGGCACAACAGCCCCCUAUGCCAGCAGAACGUGACCCAACUGUGCUGGCUGGGGCUGAUGGGUAUAGAACACCUGGAGGGCACUAGCAGAACUGUGAGAAUACCCUGGGGCAACACUAUGGCACCUUAUCCUUCUGUGCCAAAGCAACUGUGCCAAUGUAGCAUCAGAAAGAGGGUGAAGAUGCAGUGGGUGGAACUGGAGAAGAGACAGGCUUGUGCCUUCCCUUGAAUGAAAGAUGGGGUAUACAUAACAGAGCAAAUAAACAAUGCCUAGGGGAAGGGCCACAGCUCAGUGGUAGAGCAUCUGCUUUGUGUGCAGAAGGCCCUGGGUUCAAUCCCCGGCAUCUCCAAGUAGGCCUGGGGGAAACUCUUGCCUGAAACCCUGGAGAGCCUCUGCCAGUCAUUGUGGACGGCACUGAGCUAGACGGAACAAUUGGCUUGACUCAGUGCAAGGGAGCUUCCGGUGUUCCUUUGUAUAUAUGCCUGGUCCCAGGUUAGGAUCGCUUAGAUGAUAACCGUGGUGAUGGGUCUGUUGCUGGCUCCUGUCUCAGAUUGUGCGCCUCUCCUCCCAGUAAUAAAAAAAGGAAGCACUGCACCAAGCAACAUCUCUCCAUCUCUCUCCAGAGAUGAUGCUGGAGCACAUUGCUAACACUUCUCUGCCUAGAACGCCAACAGCCAACAGCCCCACUGACAGAGCUGGGAAUGACGGGACAGAGCACCCCACACAGGUAAGCAAGGGAAGCGGGGCGGUGGGGGGACGACGUUCUGCAAAAAGUGUAUCCUCUGCAAUCGUAUGCCCCUUGCUCCGUGUGAAUAUUGACUCUUGCCCAAGCUGUGCAGCUGCAGCGCCGUUCCCCUGACAGCAAGGAGCAGCGUCUGCUAUAUUGGGGCAAGUGCUCACCCACCCUACUCCCUGCUGGCAAGCUCUCUGUCUGUGAAUGCGAGGCAAUCCAUUCCAGCCACUGCCAGCCAAAACACUCACCGUUAUUUUGGCCUUGCAAGAUCACUGCCCAGAUGCAUGGCGGAGUAGAGCAAGCUGUUGUCAUGCCAUGCUCCCAGGGGUCCACUGCAGCCCCUGAGGGCAAAGAAGAAGAAGAAGAAGAAGAGUUUGGAUUUGAUAUCCCGCCUUUCACUCCCUUUAAGGAGUCUCAAAGCGGCUAACAUUCUCCUUUCCCUUCCUCCCCCACAACAAACACUCUGUGAGGUGAGUGGGGCUGAGAGACUUCAAAGAAGUGUGACUGGCCCAAGGUCACCCAGCAGCUGCAUGUGGAGGAGCGGAGACUCAAACCCGGUUCCCCAGAUUAUGAGACUACUGCUCUUAACCACUACACCACACUGGCUCUCCCCAGUCACUGGGACAGGGACCCCAGUCACUGUAGACUGACGCAUAAGCUUCCUGUUCUCUCUCACCUCCAUGCAUUUAUCUAUUGUGCAUCCAAGGCUGCUACUAUUUUUGCCUGUUUUGAUCAUUACCCUCUCUCUGCCUUCCCUUCCACAGGACCUUCUCCCACACGCUGCUUUGUGCAGACUAGGAUGGGAGACCCACCUUGUGACCAGCACUAGUGGCCAGGAUGCACCCAGACAGCUUUGACAGCUGUGUGACACCUGCGAAGGUGCUCACAACAUAGCGCUGGAGCCCCCGGGAGGUGGCUACUGUCCGCCCUUUGGAGAGCCACUGCACCAAGGCACAGGAGCCCUACCGCAGCAAUUGUCUGGCAGCCCUACACCUGUGUACCUUUCUCUCUCGGCAUUUCCUCCACCAAUAAAAGCUAUGACUUCGCCACACGACCUUGCUUCUUUCUUGCCAGGGACCCCUUUUCCUCACGAGUAUGACCUUUGCUCUGUUAGCCUCUGAGAGGGGGAGUGGAUAGCAAGGUGGACGAUUUCUGGGCUGGUGGCCCCUCCAUGCUGUGUUGACACAGGCUGGUUUUACUGUGAGGGGGCAGCAAGCACAAGUGGGGUGGCCAUGCUGUAUGGGGUGGUCAUUUAGGAAGAACUGGUGACAGAGAGAGCAUGAAGGGAAAGGCAAAAUACAGUCAACCUCAUGUUACGCCUGCUUCAUGUUACGUUCUUUCAGGUUAUGUCCCGCGGCGACACGGAAGUACCGGAAAGGGUUACUUCCGGGUUUCGCCACUCACGCAUGCGCAGAAGCGCAAAAUGACAUCACGCACAUGCACAGAAGCGGCGAAUCACAACCCGUGCAUGCGCAGAUGUGCCACUGUGGGUUGCGCUGUUUUCAUGUUGCAAAUGGGCCUCUGGAACGGAUUCCAUUCGCAACCAGAGGUACCACUGUAGCAGGAGAGGUUGACCACAUGGGCUGCCGGUGGAGAGGAGUGGGCAGAAAGGGCUGUUUGUGCCUCUGGAUUGCUAAACAGUGCCCACAUGACUUGAUUGUGACUGAGUAGUAGGCGUUCCCUUUUUGCCUUUUGGAGUGGCUGUGAUUGCUGGGCGCGCUGGCAGUCCUGCUGCGGACAUUGGGGAUGCUUCUGUUGAGAUCAGGGUGUUCCUUUCAUCCUGUUCAGGAUGAGUGCAGGAUAGACGUGCCGCAGGAGUUGUGGCUGCAUCUCCCUCCCCCGGCACGUUGGAGUACAGGACAGCUCUCCCAAGUCCCCCCGCAUAAAUGAAUACAAAUAAACUGUUCCAAAGUUUGAUUUUAUCUGGGUGUUAUUUAUUUACAGAAAUUUCAAGUGCUUCUUACGAAGUCUCUGUUGGCAGGCGCCGUUCAUCAGUGGAGAAAGCUUCAGAAUAAAGAAGCAGGGAUGCGGAUUUUUUCCAACUCUCCCAUCUUCUUGCACUGUGAGAGUUUUUGCCCAAAUCUUUAUGGAGCAGUAGCUCAUUCUGCCCACAGAUCCAUUGAUUAAAGUGAGAAUAAUGCUAAUGAGGGACACGGAGAAAUAUAUCCUUUCAGUUAUUUACAGUUUUCAUAUCAGUUAAAUAUGCAUAUAUAAGACUAGGGAGGCUGAUGUAUUAAUGGAAGUCAAGAGUUUUAACAGAUCUGAAACCUAAGCUUCUCUGACAUGGGUGGGGAACCUGUGGCAUGCCGGCCAAAUUAGACCCAGCACAUGUUCCAGGUUGGGCCAUUUUCCCCAAACCACACCCACCUACCAUACACCUAAAAUAUCAAAUUAUAGAGUAGGGAGGUCCCACAAGGGUCAUCUAGUCUAAUCCCCUGCAGUGCACGAAUCUUUCACCCAUCUGGGAUGAAGAGUCUCAUGCUCCACCAACUGAGCCAUCCAGCCUGAUCAAAUGAUUGCUGUGAUAACCCCUAGAAAACCCCUUCCAUUGAUUGCAGUCAGUGAAGCAGCAGGGACAGCAACAGGAAUGCAGGUGGGGAAGAAUUUAGGGCUAAUUUGAUUGAAUGUGGACUGGAACUCAUUUUAGAGCUGGCUCAGGAGCAGCAAAAGUAGUGACUCACUCUCUUGGCUACCAUUGCACUGGCUUAUUGUCAUCUUUUUCUGGGUAGCUGAAGAACACAAAGUAAAUCGGCUUCGUGCUGGAAGGAACGAGUACUUGGUGGCCUUCUGCAAUAUAUUUGCGUGGCACUUUGCCUAUAAAAUUGUUCACAUCUGGCUCCGAUUUGGACGCCACAGCAUACUGUAUUGUAUAACAGUCCCGGGAAGCGUCCAUGGCUUCUCCCUUUUGCAGUUGUUUAGAUGAGUUUCAGUUGCUGCAGGCUGGAGAUAAAUGGCCAGAGUUUGCACAGCUGUUUAUCCUGUGACCUGUUCUUUAGAACGUUGGCCAUCCAGGCUAAUUUUAGUUUGCUGGGCUGAGUUUUAUGGUAAAUCCUUUAGGAAGCAGUUGGGGAUAUUAAAAGAUACGCACAUUUGGUGGUUGCUAGAUCAGGGCUAUCCCUUUAUUGAUGUCUUCCAUAGGGAACUCCUUCCCAAGAGGAAUGUGCCUGGCAAACUUGUUUGUAGGGAGUUUUUUAAAUACAAAAAGGAGUAAAAGAGCUUUGUCUUCAGCAGAGGUUUUGUGGCCUGGACGAGGUGCUUAUAGUUCUGUAAGUUUGUGUACGUUUGGCUGAAAACUUGUUAAUUCUGUUGCAACUAAAAAUGACAGUCAAUUGCCUAUUUUAAUUAGGAUUUCCUUGCAUUAAUUGAGCUAUUUAUUAAUAAAUAAUAACAAAAUUUUAUUUAUAUCCCGCCCUCCCCAGCCAAAGCCGGGCUCAGAGGGGCUAACAACAGCAAAAGUAACACAGUUUACAUAAAAUCACAAUCAGUUAAUUGAAAUACAUUCUGAAAUCAAUUUAUUCUGAAAUCAAUUCGGAAUCAAAUUAAUGGCAACCAUUGGGCUAGAGUUCUAUGAGGAUUACCAAAGGAGAGGGUCAGACUGUGGCUUGGCCAAAGGUGCUUCAAGAGCCCAUUGAAUGAAUAAGAACAGAAUGAACAAAUGCAUGUAGUUCUGCACAGGUAUUAAAGACCGCAAUCCUAAGUACACCUAACUUGGGGAUACAGUGAGGCAUGCUUCUAAGUAAGCAUACAUAGGAUUGUGCUGUAUGUGUCUUCAGCCUAAUAUUUCAGUGAGAUUUAAGAAGAUGAACGUUAUAUAAAGCCACCUUGAAUCAAGUCACCCUUAAUCGCAAGUACACAUGGUUACGGCUCGGCUGAAAGGUUUCUAGGGCUGCCUUUUGGCAAAUAAGCACUGUUUUGUCUGGAUCUGGAAUAGUUCAAGAUUGACAGGAACCAAGCUGUGCUUAAGGACUGAGUGUGGUUUAUCUAACCCUCCUGGCAAACAAAAACAUUGCCUCAUGCUUGGUCUCUUGCCACAGAGCACACACUAGGUGAAAAUAAUCACAUAGAGUUGCUGGCAGCGGUUGGUCCACCUGGGGGCUGAAACAGCUUUUAUGGCCCUUCCUGUUGCAUAUUUGGUGGCCAAGUAUCAAAGUGAUAUUCUUAGGAAGUGCUCCUCCAGGUCUUUAAGCAGCGUUGUUUGAAGUGCUUAACACACAACUGCUGUCUGUUGAUUAGGCUAGCAGCCAGUUUGUAUCUUAGGAGAUACUGCCUAAUAAAGAUGCUCUUCAAAGCCUCGUUUGUGUAACUUAAUUCUUACCCAACCACUAUUCCCCCCACUACUUUAUGGUUUGUCUGCUCUACUUCCUCUCCCAAUAUACACCAGUGUAGGCUCUUGUUUAUGGGAUGCUAUAAAAGGAGCACAAAACAAUAACCAAAUAUUCCUGUUUAUGUAAUCUUGUUGAGUUUCUCCUCCAAGGCUGUUCUUUGCUAGCUAUGUCAGCUCGCAUUCCAAAGGAGACUAGCAGCCUGGUUUUAAUCACGCUCAUUCAGAAAUCUCACCAAGGGCCAAACCACCUGUCCUUGUCUUUCUCUCUCCCCUCCCCAUGCAGCACUAACAGGGAUUAUGAAGCGGGUGAGGGGAGCGGAAAUCUGAAAAUGAACACAGAACCAAAAUAUUAAAUUCUCCUUCCGCUGUGGCUGAUGGUUGCUCCUGUUUCUUUUGGCUCCCUCUUAUUAAUUGCAUUUUUAUUGUGUAUUGUAUUGUCUUUUUUUUUAAUGUUUCAAGCUGCCUUGUGAAAAAGCAGGGUUGUAUUUACAAAAUAAGAUGCUCACACCCUCCCCCAGAGCGCCCCUUCCAUAGUCUUCAUCCCACGGGGAUGCUAUUCAGAAGGAGAGCACCUAACCCAGUUCAGGUCUCCAAUGUCCAUUGGAGUACCUAGGGCUUGACCACCUCCAGGGGCACAGGCCCAGUGGGGCGCAGAAAACGUGCCUCUCCACUCUUCCUAGCCCACUCCUCUGCAGCUCUGGGUGGCUGGGUGAGGCGUGCAGGCUCCUUUGGGUGUCUCAGCGGAGGAAUCCGGUUGCUGGCAUUGGCUGUCACAGUAGCCCCACAGAGUCUUCUGAGAAUUACCAACUCCCUCAUGCUUCGGGUACUGGCUUGGAAACAAGACAUAGAUGUGCAGAGAAUGGAGGUUAUUCCAUAGGACAGAGCUUUCUAAACUUUUCAUGUUGGUGACAUGCAUCCCUUUGCGACAUAGUAAUUCAGUUUUACUUAGUGAACUAACCCCUUUCCAUCCUCGGGAAGAGCACAGGGAACGUUCACGUGACACACCUACACACUUCAGCCAACACACUAACGUGUCGCAGCACACAGUUUGGAAAGCUCUGCCACAGGACUUACCUCUGUCCUACUUCUCAGGUGUUGAGUCAAAGCCAAUUUAGAAAGCAGCUGAAUGAACUCAUAUGUUCAUUUUAGUUUAUUCCCCGUGUUAAUCCCAAAGACUUGUGGUAGGUAACAGAGAAAAGAAAACUGAAGAUAUAUCCCUUCUUAAUUUAGCUUCAGCCUAAUUAAAAUAGUCAAAAGUGUAACAGAUGUUAGGACCUGCAGGUUUCUGCCUGGUUCUUUGCUUCCCAAACACCAGAUGGAAGAAGAGGGCAACAUCAAUUUAUCAAACAAACAAGCAAAAAAGUAGAAGGCCAGAAAUAGUGCAAGCACAGCUCAUUUAUACAUUUUUUUUUAAAAGUAAAGCUGAUCUGUAAACAAUAUGAUUUUUAUACUGCUCUGCAAUAAUGCAAUUAUCACAGUGGUGAAUGAAAAAAAUACAAUGAAGCUUGUUGGCAUGCGCCUGCCUCAAGAGACAAUGGAUUGCGCCUCUAUGCACUGAAUUCACCGAAGUGACCUCCCCAGGGCGCAAGAUCCAUGCACCUCAGCCUCUCUGAUGUGGUCCAAAGGGAAGCAGAACGAUACAUUUGGCACCAGCUUGGCUGCAGGAGUUGCCAGAAGGAGGCGUGCAAAGCGUUAUCCAACCUUCUUAGGGACUCCUCCAGAUUUGUGCAGGGCUUAGCCUUUUCUCCACCCGCCCCAGAAAAGUGAAACAAAUAGUCUGCAACCUGAAAUGCAGUACAGUGGUGCCUCGCAAGACGAAAUUAAUUCGUUCUGCGAGUUUUUUCGUCUUGCGAAGCACGGUUUCCCAUAGGGUAUUAACGGUUUUAAGAAAAAGGAAACAAACUUGCAAGACGUUUUCGUUUUUCGUCUUGCGAAGCAAGCCCAUAGGGAAAUUCGUCUUGCGAAGCAACUCAAAAAACGAAAAACUCUUUCGUCUUGCACGUUUUUCGUCUUGCGAGGUACCACUGUAGUUUGGCACCCAAUUUCCCCCAAUCGAAAGGGUUAUCCUCUGUAUCAAACCCGAGGGGGAAAGCAUUGAGAGUGGUAUUGCUCAGAGGGUAACAUGUGGGCAGUGCAAUUUAAAUUGGAAUGCAAAGUGCUGUAAACACACAAUAAACUCAGGUGUGGACAAGUCUCAGUACUUCCUGCUUAACUCUUUGUUGUUUUGGUGACAAACUACAGUCAUAUCUCGGGUUGAAAUUGCUUCAGGUUGAGCUUUUUCAGGUUGCGUUCUGCGGUGACCUGGAAGUAACGGAACGUGUUACUUCCGGGUUUCGCCGCUCGCACAUGCGCAGACGGUCAAAAUGACGUCAUGAGCAGAAGCAGCGAAUCGCGGGUUGCGUUUGCUUCAGGAUGCGAAUGGGGCUCCAGAACAGAUCCCGUUCGUAUCCAGAGGUACCACUGUACAUGCUUUGUUAAUCGUGCUUUCAAAAAAAGUGUGCUUAGCCUUUUCACUUUUAUUUUGAAACCAAAUCAGACCAGGGGGCCUAAUCCAGGCAUAGGCAAACUCGGCCCUCCAGAUGUUUUGGGACUACAACUCCCACCAUCCCUAGCUAACAGGACCAGUGGCCAGGGAUGAUGGGAAUUGUAGUCCCAAAACAGCUGGAGGGCCAGGUUUGGCCACCACUGUGUUAGAAGUACUGCUAGUCUGUGGCAAGUGCAUGUUAAAUUUCAAAGUUGUUACUGUGUUUUGUAGUUGUUGAGGGGAGCCCUUAGUAUUUUUGUGUGUGUGGGUGAAGUGGGUUAGUUUUGGUGAAGUGGGUUAGUUUUGUUUCUUAUGAGAUAUGCAGAGUGGCAUUGGCUGCUUGUGCUACAUCUUUUGUGGACGGCGGAGUUGGGAGCUGUGGCUAUUUGUUGUGGUGUUUUGUAACUGCUGCAUUUCGGCUUCAUAUAGAUAGCCAAACAGAUAGGCUUCUGAUCGAUGUAUUGUCACGUGUGGUGGGAACUGAUUUCACAGUGUCUUAAAAGUCAGCAAAUGCGUUUUACCUGCCGGUACGAAAGAGGGUGAUUACUCACCCCCUGGUUAAGUUCAUUUUCAGUUGUUCUCAGUUUUGCCACACCUCAGUCAAGCUAGCUAUACCAGAAAUCAUUGGGGGGGAGGGGCAUAAAUUAAACCCAUAACUGUUCUUGAAACCUAAUUUUAGCAACCUUUUCUGAUCUUCCCUGGCUUAGCACCAAAGCUUGCCUUGCAAAAAUAAAUGAGGCAGUGGAGAGCUUGCGCGCUGCCCUGCAAAGUCCUCUGAGGGUGAAUUCCAGGGAAUCCCCCUCCAGCCCACUCAGCCCUGACACAAGAAACAUGGAGUGCCAAGAAAGGCGGCUUUGUUGAGGCUGACAAAGGCAGCUUUGUGGGUGGAACAGCUUUGUCUUUAUCUUCUCUCUCCCAUUAUCUCUCCAGAUCAUCCUCUCUCUGCCCCUGUCUGCCACCCUCUGGUUUUCCUCUCCAGCACUCCCAGUAUCUGUACCCUCCCUCUGUUCCAAGUCAGUUCCUUACAGCUUCUCUCCCAUCCAUCCCACUUCCCUUUAUCUUUUACAACCCAUCUUCUUCUGUUUUGGGAGAAAUGGCAAGCCUGGUGGAGUGUUGGUUGCUUUGUGCUUCACGGAAAGCUGCACUGUUUGCAGCUGUGUGGGCGUUUGUCGGGUUUCACUUUAUGCGGUAUUCCUUGUAUUCUGUAAUUUCUGCCUUUUGGUGCAUUGUUGCACCGUGAAUUGACUUUUCCUUGCUAGAAUCAAAGAAUCAUAGAGUCAUGGAAUUGUAGAGAUGGAAGGGACCCCCAAGGGUCAAAUAGUCCAACCCCCAGCAUUGCAGGAAUCUCAGCUAAAGCAUUCAUGACAUAUGGCCAUCCAAUUUCUGCUGAAAAACUUCCAAGGAAGGAGAGUCCACAACCUCCCAAGGGAGUUCGUUCAACUGUCAAACAGCUCUUACCAUUAUAAAGUUCUUCCUGAUGUUUACUUGGAAUCUUCUUUCUUGUAACUUGAAGCCAUUGGUUCGAGCUCUACCCUCCAGAGCAGGAGAAAACAAGUUUGUUCCCCCUUCUAUGUGACAACCCUUGAGAUAUUUGAAGAUGGCUGUCAUAUUUCCUCUCAGUCUCCUUUUUUCCAGGCUAAACAUACCCAGUUCCCUCAACCGUUCCUCAUAAGGCUUGGUUUCUAGACCCCUGCUCAUCUUGGAUGCCCUGCUCUGCGUACAUUCCAGCUUGUCAAUAUCCUUCUUAAGUUGUGGUGCCAGAAUUGGACACAGUAUUCCAUGUGUGGUCCGACCAAGGCAGAAUAGAGUGGUACUGUGACUUCCUUUGAUCUACACACUAAACUUCAGUUGGUACAGCCUAGAAUAGCAUUGGCUUUCCCCCCUGCUGCGUCACACUGUGGACCAGUGUGGUGUAGUGGUUAGAGCAGUGGACUCGUAAUCUGGUGAACCGGGUUCGAUUAGCUGCUUUGAGACUCCUUAGGGUAAUGAUAAAGCAGGAUAUCAAAUCCAAACUCCUCUUCUUCUUCGUGUUAAGCUUGUGGUCCACCAGGCUUAUCACCUGUUGACUCCCAAAGCUAGAUCCUUUUCACAUGUACUGCUGGUAAGAGUCCCGGUGUUUUCUCCAUUAGCUGUUUAAAGGGAAGCAAAGCUCUACAACUCCCAGCCCUGGCAAGCCUUCAGGGCUGAAGUUGACUCUGUGCCACCAGACCCAAAGAACCUGCGGCCAGGAAGACGAAAAGCCCCCUUUCCACCUUCUAGUACUUCAGGAGCAGAAGGAAGCACAUUUCCACUCUGGGAAGAUGCCAGGGGUAGUUUCUCUGUGAUGCACAUAGUUAUUUUAUUCCAGACCGGACCAAACUAAACACUAUGUUAAGUCCCUUAAAAAUUAAAAAAAGCAAAUAGCAUCACUGGGCAUGGGAGCGCAGGUAAUUUUCAGAAUCACAGCAGGUGGAAAGGGGGAAGUUAUUAUUUAUUACAUUUUAUUACCAACCUUAUACUCUAAGGUCCUAGGAUGAGUGGCAACAAUGAAAACACAGCAGUACACAAAAACGUUUUAAAGUAACUUAAAAUUACAGGAAAAAGGUGGGUCCUAAAAAUUAACGUAAAUGAUUUAACCCUUUCUUCCCUGAUGCAGCCUAUUGAGAUCAGUGCGGGUUUUUCUUUCCCAGGACUCAAAACAAAAAGUAGUAUUUUCCAGGAGUUCAUUGUGCUGGGAUGCCACUUUUGAUUAUUCAAGGCUAUGCAUAGCGUUAGUGUCCGUGCUUAAGGGCUACAUUGGUGGCACGAAAACACUCUUAACAUCGUAACAUCAAGGUAAUGAACAGCUGGAGUUUUCUACCUGCUUCAAUUGUAGCACGCAGGGGUGAGCUAUAUCAAAGUUUUCAUUUUCUCUGUACAGCUUGAUUUAAUGAUGCAAUUACGAGUAAGCAUAGGAGAAGUAGGCAAAAAGCAGUGCCAUAAGAAAGGGGAAAGAGCACAAUCCAUGCAAGCAGCCAAUUAUGCACUUUAAUAAUUCAGCGGGUUUUGCACUAAUUGGCUGGAAAGUAAAUACUAUUUGCAUAAGUGUAGUGUGCCAUUAUUUAUCCACUGCGAGAAAUUGAGCUUUAAUUAAGACAAAAGCCCGUGGACUUUUCAGCAAUUAAUGAAAUAUAUUGCGUUCUUGAACCAGUCAGGUACCAAACGCUUGUGUCCCUUAAGGCGCGAGAAGAUUUAUGUUGCAAUACAGAGCAGCAGCUAUUGCAUGCAGACUUCAUUUUAGUUUCGUUGGGGGCGGGUGGGAGAAGGGGGGAUCCAUUCCGCUUACAAAUGAAGUACCCUAGUUGCUGGACUGUUUAUAUCCUUGCACCAAGGGAGCCAUGAUUCUGUGUUGAGAAUAAAUUGUACAGAUGGAUGAGGUUGUUCUGCAUAACAUAGUUCCAAAGAGCAUGAUCGCUCUUUGCAUUUCCACGUAAUUUUGAACUUUGGAGAAAAUGGUGGCGUGUAGCAGGAGGAAGCCUUUGUAAGUAGCACAGAGGUAACAGAGAGGAUAUGAGGGAGGGGGAAAAGUGUGAUAGAAAGCCAUGGAAGAAGUAGCUAUGCCGGGCAUAUUAGAAACCUUUCUUCUGAACACUGAGGCCUUCGGUUUACAUUCACUUUGUUUUAGGGAUAGUUUCUUAAGAGUUCCCACAUUCUCUUUUUGUACAAUGCAUCUGUUCUUUCUUCCCCUCUUGCCCACUUACAGGUUGCCCCCAUUACAGGAAUGGUUUUAUCUCAGCUGCUCAGUCAUUUGUCACAUCUUGUUAUUCAUGAGUAAACGAUGGGUAGCUAAUCUGUGGAGUGAACAAGUAGUAAUUUUGAGAGCUGAGUUGUUGGCAGAGUGAGGUUUGGAGUGAACAAAUGACUACUCUUGAGGCAUAGGGAAUCAAAUAAGUAGGACACAAGUCAGAAAGGUUUCAGUGGGGGGAAGCAUGGACCAAUGAUACCAAAUAGUAUGGGAAACAGUCAUGUUAGAAAAACUAACCAAUAAACUGAAACUGACAAGGGGACAAAUAGAAGAAGAUGCCUUCACCCCAGUAUGGCUCCCCUUUAUCACAUACACAGCCCAACAAGACAAUGACAAGAAUCCGCCAACAGCAUACGAAUCAAUAUGGCUAACCUGAUUCAAAAACACCCACCCACCCCACUCACACAUGAAAACAAAGUACACCACAGCCAAUCACAAACAAACAACCACACCCUAGGCCAGGGGUCAGCAAACUUUUUCAGCAGGGGGCCCGGUCCACUGUCCCUCUGACCUUGUGGGGGGCCAGACUGUAUUGGGGGGUGGAUAAUGCAAGAGCACCACGAGCCCCGGUGGCUGAUUACCUGUGUCUUGCGAGCGGCAGGGGCUGGCAGCGGUGAAGGGACGAUGAGUGGUGCGAAAGGGCUGGCUCCGGAGAGGGGCUGCUUAAAAUUGCACUCAGCCAACCGCAGCUCAACAAAGCCCAGCCCCCUUCCUCCUCUAGGCAGGGCGGGGAGAAGCCAGGAGGAGGGAGGGAGGAGGCGCCGCCGCCGUGUGAGGGAGAGGGAAAGAACAUGUGCGCUGGCGAUCCACAUGGCGAUUCCCAGACCACCCGUGGGCCAGAUCCACAUGGCGAUUCCCAGACUAUCCGCGGGCCGGAUCCAGAAGGCAAUUGGGCUUGAUCUGGCCCGCGCGCGGGCCUUAGUUUGCCAACCCAUGCCCUAGGCCAACCCCAGCCUCUCUCACCACCAAAGGAACACAAGCAAAUAGUAAAGAGAAUCUGCACAAUCGACGCUGACACAAAACCCCACACAUACAAUAAGUAAAAUAGAAACAUUGCCACCCGACCCCACCCACUUUUGUAAACCAAGAAAUCUUUAAUAAAAAAAAUGUGGUUUUUUUUUAAAAAAAGAAAGGUUCCAGUGUUUUUGUGUUACGUCUUCCUCUCAUGGUUGCAGGAGUCACUCAGCAAAGAGCUCCGGAAAUUCACUCCAAAAUCUCCUGGAAACUUGUGCCUGCAUGUUUGCAAGCGUAUCUCUGCAAUCAGAAAGGGCUGCUGACCAGAUGUGAGAGUCCAUUCAACAUUUGGCACUGGCGAUGCUUCCUGUAACAUUUGAAGCCACCCAGACUCUUACUUGACAGCCAGAGUUACAUUUCUGAAUUUGCUAUUUGAACCUGAAACUAAAACCAAGCUUGUACAUAAGGAAACAGUUGUGAUGAUGGAAGAUAAUAAAGGAAAGAUUUUAGCACCUUAAAACUGAUUAGGUAACAUGAUUAAAAUUACCCUGGCAAGCUCUUCGAAUCCAGUCUAAGAUCACAGCUCCCUUGGAAAGUGGUGGACACCCCUUCCUUGGAAGUUUUUUAGCAGAGGUUGGAUGGCCCUCUGUCAUGGAUACUUCAGUUGAGAUUCCUGCAUUGCAGGGGUUGAAAUGGAUGACCCUCUGGGUCCCUUCCAACUCUACAGUUCUCUGAUUCUUUUUAUAUUUGCAGUAUUGUGCUUAUUUAAUAUAAAACCUCCAAAGAUGAUUAUUUUUGUCUGACUCAAGUGCAUUUUUUUAAAUGUAUAUAUGUUUAGGAGACCAAAGGACCAGAAGCAUUCUGCAGCCCCGCUCUCAUCUCCACAGUGGAUGCAUCUUGCGGUUGUAGCAUGUGGCGACCGGCUGGAAGAAACUCUGGUCAUGCUGAAAUCAGCAGUUCUCUUUAGCUACAGGAAACUCAAAUUUCACAUCUUUGCUGAGGAUUCCCUGAAACCUGAAUUUGAGAGGAAAGUGAGUCCCCUGCACUAUUUUCUUUCUUUCUUUCUUUCUUUCUUUCUUUCUUUCUUUCUUUCUUUCUUUUUAAAGAAACGCCAACCAAAUCUAGAUCUUUGAUUAUAAGCUUGCAGAUUCACUUGGAAAUGCUCUGACAGCCACAAGUUAAUGAGCAGAUAAACUCUUUUCUAGUCGUAAGCCCUCAAUAAACCUCUGCCUGAGUAAGAGCUUUGUUUUAAUUUGUUUGACUUCGUAGAGCAAUAGCAUUUCCCACAAAACAGCCUCUCAGGAAUUCUAAUCCCCCUCACUUUCCUCCUUGUGCUUUUCAGCUACAGGAAUGGCCCCCUUCGUACACAAAGAAGUUUGAAUAUAAUGUCUACCCAAUCGCCUUUUCAGUGGGAAAUGCUCAGGAAUGGAAAAAAUUAUUCAAGCCAUGCGCUGCCCAGCGGCUCUUUCUCCCGGUAAGGCACUUGGGCGAAGGCCACAACCCUAGCCCCACUUACCUAGGAGUAAGCCACGUCAAAUUCAGUGGGACAUUCUUCUGAGUAGAUGUGCUGAGGACUGCAGCCUGAGGUAGCUGAACCCAAGAAACUGCAUUGGCCUUAGAAAUGUUGAGACCUCCCUCGUGCCCAAAUUGAAAUGGUCUGUUUGCUUGCGGACCUGUCAAACAGCCGUCUUACGCCGUCUUUCCGAAAGCCCAGCAAGGUGCCAGUCUCAGUGAUGUUUUGUUUCGUUUUAUGUUGGGGAGCACUUAAAAAGCCCCCCUUCUUAAGGCCCUGGCAGGUGAGGGUUUUGCUCCACAGGAGUGACCGGUGCUUCCUUCCCAAUUAAUGCUCAUUUGUGUUCAGUGUUCAGGUUUUUAACAUCAUGGCCCUAACACUCACCUGCUAUUUACUGGUGCAUGCAGAGAAGCAGACAGCUGGCAAGAUUGAGGUGCUUUCAGCUGUAGCAGAGUUGGGUCGCAGAGGCUGACAAGCAAGCUGGCAGUAGCCAAAAGACCACCUCCUUCCCAUAAGACCCCCUCGGGUGCUAAGGUCGACAGAAUGGAGCACUCUUGGUUCCAUUCACCCUCAGAAGCACCUCAUUACUCUAGCAUUUGACACACAAGAAGUAUACGGUACAAUCACAUCUUACACUUGCAAGGGUUCCAUAUAUGCACAAACUCAAAAAAACCCAGGGGAUUCUGGAGCUGGUUUCAGGUCCCUGGGGAUGCUCUUGCAAGAUCUCACAGAACCAUCUGAGAUCUCGUGGGAGCAUCCCAAACUUGGCAUGCUGAGAGGGCCUUUCUUGCCAAGCAAGGUGGAGAGCCUAAAAGCUCCUUUUUUCCUACACUGAGUUUUUCUGGAGCAAAAAGAGCUUUUAAUCUCUCCGCCUUGCUUGCAUUUAAUUUGCAGUUUUUUUCAGUCAGCACCCCUCAACCGCUGUUGAAAUUGUGCGAGUAAAAUGUGCAUAAGGCAUUUUUGGGAGCCACCCUGUUUUUUUUGUGAUUGAAUUUUUAAUUGCAAGUUUCGAAACUGCAUUAUAAAUUGUGGAAACCUGCCCUGGUCCCUUAGGGCGAAAUAGUUGUAACAAUAGCUAGUCUGUAACGGUGCUCGUCUGAUGUAAAGAUCUGGGACCACACAUCACAGGAGCCGGAGCCAAGACUUAAGGCUAAGUGGCAGGGCCUAGGCCAGAGAGCACGUAACCCGGGCUGUUCUUUCCUCCAGCACUGAUCUAAAACCUACUGUGAUCUGAAACACUCUGUUGUUGAACAGAGCGCUGCUGUGCUUCUGAGGCCAUGCACUCCAGCAAGAUUGGCGUGACCCCUGCAGUCUCUGGGAUUGAUGCGCGGCGAAUAUUUGACACCUAGAAAAAUGUUGUACAGUGUGCUCGGAGUAUGUAUUUGGAAGCUUCCAGUUGGAGCAGAGGUUUCUGUCUUCUUCCUCUCUUUAAUUCAGCUGAGAUGGCUUCUUAGCCCCAUGUGCACACAUCAAGGCAAAACAAAAAGAUGAGUAAAGGCGAAACAGCAUUCUUUUAAUCUGGCCAGUUCUGUUGUUGCUGCUUGCUACACUUAUGUGGACUUGCCUUGCCCAGCUUUGGUCUUCUGCGGGCCUUCUUUAAAAAAGGAGGGGUAUGGAAAACAGAUGCUCCACCACUGAGCUACAACUCUUCCCCACAACCUUAAGUUUAACCUAAAACUAUUGGAUAAAGGUGCCGACUCUGGGGUUGCAAUGCUCAUCUUGCUUUAUUGGCCAAGGGAGCCAGGGUACAGCUUCCGGGUCAUGUGGCCAGCAUGACUAAGCCGCAUCUGGCAAACCAGAGCAGUGCACGGAAACGGCGUUUACCUUCCCGCCAGAGCAGUACCUAUUUAUCUACUUGCACUUUGACGUGCUUUCGAACUGCUAGGUUGGCAGCAGCAGGGACCGAGCAACAGGAGCUCACUCCGUCACGGGAAUUCGAACCCCCAACCUUCUGAUCGGCAAGUCCUAGGCUCUGUGCUUUAACCCACAGCGCCACCCGCGUCCCUUUUAAAAACUAUUGUGACAAACCUGCAAAUUCUGUACCUUGCUAGCAGGCAGAUGCUCCAACUUCUCAUUAGGCAUAGCAAGCACGCAGCAGCAGCAGCAGCAGCAGCAGUUUUACAUAUGAUGCCUGCCCAAGCAUACAGAGAACAUCAUGAAGUUAUUAACUAACUUCCUCACUGCAAAACCUGGAACUGGAGCCUUAUCAACAAACACCCACCUGGGAUGAAUUGUGGACAGCGCUGGUCGUUCCCAGGAUAUAUCUCAAGAGAACAAGCUGGCUCAUAUGUACUAUAGAGAGCGAAAAGGUCCCAGAACGUUGGCAUUCCGCAACCAGAGAUGUUUUCUUCGAAGAACCGCGGCAUCAAAUUACAGUUUCAGCCCAUGUCCUUGCUUCUUGCUGCUUGUUUCAAGGAACGGUUCCUUCGUUUUGAAAUAAUAGUUUUAGUUGCCAGUCAAUAAAAAGCACAGUUUGUUUCUCUCCCCUCCUCCAUCCCUCCAGUAUACUGUAAUAAGUACUAUGUGUUUUCUGACAGACAUAAUAUGUUAUUUUCUCACAACAUAGCCCUUAUUUUGGAGCUCUUUGAGUGGCAACCCUAUCACCAGCCCAUAGCUAUCAUAUGUAAAGAUGGGAGUGAAUUUUGGUCAUGCCUGCCUUUUAAGCAACAAAUAGUUCUCUGUCACAGAUUGGUUGCCAGUGCAUGGACUUAAAGGGGGGGGGGUGUCCUCUGCUUAUAGCAGCUUUGUGACAGGGGAAGUAUGCUGUCUUCUGUCCCUGCAGCACUGCAACAGGGAAAGUCACAACUACUAACCCUCUCCCAUCAUAAAUCUGCUAAAGGCAUAUAAGAGCUUACCCUCUGACCAGGAGCCAGGAACCAGUGCCAUGGGGUUGUUUUAAUUUUAGCAAAACCUAAUGAUCUCAGAGUUCUUAGCUCUUGCUUGGCCAAAUCUUUGAUUAACUGGAUCUCAUCCAAGGAAGAGUUUGGCCAUUCUAGGAGGGGUUUGCCUUAAUAAACCCAUGCUCAAACACCUGUCCCUAAAUUGCCUAGCCUUAAAGUUCAUCCAACGAUAUUUGACUAGUCUCAAAUGUUGGUGCGUUUAAAACGGGGCGGGGAAUGGUGAUACUGGAGAGGCCACAAUAAAUGGCAGUCGUGACUUUGCUAGAAGUUUUCUAGAUUCUGCUGCAACAAUACGUAUGUGUUGGAGAAACUGGGAAAGAAUCUGUGCAAAAUAAUGAGGGUGUGGGGAAAGCUGUGAAAGAAGCGCAAUUUGUGUUCAGAAUUGUGCCGCAGAAGUGACACCAUUGUCAUAAGUGGAGUAAAGCACAUUGUCUUAAUUGCAGCUUUUCUGUAGAAGUGUCUCCUGUACAGAACACUAACUUACUCUACCAGUUGUGGAGCAUGUGCCGCAGAUCAAAAACAAAGCCAAAGAUAAAGCAAAGUUUUUUUAAAAAACCAAAAAUGCCUCUCCAUAUCCAUUAAAUAGGCUGGAAUAUUUUCUCCAGAAUGGGUUGUCUAAAUUAUUUAUUGAUGCAUUCCAAUAGUCUGUAUCAGGGAUGUCCAACCAGUAGAUCGCGAUCUACCGGUAGAUCCCUGGCAGAACCUGGUAGAUCUCUGGAUCCUUAUCGUGUACAAAAAGUUAUGGGGAAAAGCUUAAAAACACUGUGCAGUCUUCCCCCCAAAAAACUCAAUAACCCUGGGCAAUCCACCUACCCUAUGCACACGCCUCCUCCCUCCAAUGACAAUGGGUAGGCCACUGCCAGUUUUUUUAUACUGGGAGUAGAUUGCAGUCUCUUGGGAGUUGGACAUGCCUGGUCUGUAACUUCCAAUAAAACAGAUAUUAAUUUUAUUUAAGAGCCAAAGUACUGAUUACUUAUUUUUGUUUAUUCCCACCCUUUUCUCCCUGCCCUGCCCCCACUUUCAUGCUUGGAAGCUUUGGGCAAUAAUAUCUUGAGCACCUAAUUGCAGAAGUGGAAAAUGCACUUAUUAAAUUUGAAAUUCAAAUACUGAGACCUCAAGGGUAAUCUAAUGACAAUCAAGGCUUUUCCUCUGCUGAAUAUGUCCCAUGAGUGUCUUUUUAGCAAAGUAAAUGUGGCCACACACUUUGAGGCAUGCUAUUUUUAUGCCAAUUUAAAAGCGCACGGGUUUGUUAUGUGUCGCAUUCUCUUCUUCCAAGGUGAUGUACAUGGUACAUCCACUCUCCCUGUUGCAGGUCUAGGGAAGAGUGGGAGACUUCCCCAAUACCGCCAUGUGCACUGCAUAGAGUGGGAAUUUCAACCACGGUUUCUUCCCACACCUGAGCCAUUCUGCUGGCCAUCGAAUAAAAGAGUUUUGUGGGAAAGAAGGCAAACAAAGGGAGGGAUUUUCUGCAUCAUUAGGAGAGAAGGAAAGUAAAAUGGGAAAGAGACACUCCGCUGCUUUUGAAGAAAUAUUGAAACCUCCCCACACAAGUUUUUUUUUAAUAAUGUAAUUACUGAAAUUAUGAAUGGAUACGUACAGAACCAAGUGUCCACAAGAGGGCACACUGUGAACAAGAAUCAACAGCCUGAUUGUUAUUAUCCCUUUCGAGAUAUCCAGGUAACUCGUGCAUCAAUCUUAUCUCAUUUCCAGCACUUCGAACGUUACUUUGAAAAGCCACUGGCCACUGCCAGUCAGAGUAGACAGAGCUGCGUAGAUGGACCAGAGUUCUGAAUAUGUUCAAAUAAUUAUUUUAUUUUUAUUUUUAUUUUUUUGCUAAUUCUACAUUCAGACCACACAGUGCAUUCUGGCCAUUUAGCAAGGUUCUUUUUUUGGAGUAAUUCAUGUGAUCAGGCAGGCGGUGGCAAUUAUCAGAAGGCAGCCUGAAAACAUGAAAAUCUUUAUCACAAAUGUGCCUCUUCACAGGGUGGUCUUUCCCUUGCCUGAAAUGAGGACCACCAUUUAAAAACCCACUGUGCAGCCAAGCUGUUACCUGGUUAUAUGAGUUGGCCCCAUCGUCUGUCAGUACAAACUUAAACUAGUCUUGUCCUUUUAGCAAAUUUUUAAAAACGUGUUUUGUUGUUUAUAUUGAUUUUGUUGCUAUGAAGCUUCAUGAUGUGAGAUUUACUUUUAUUAUUUCUUGUUAGUUAUUUUUAAAACCAAACUAUAAGAAAUGCUUCAAAUGAAAAUCAAGAAACGUUCCCUGUGGCAAACCCCUCAUUCCACCAUCUUCUCAUGCUCCCUAAUUCUCUUGAGCACCAGAACAUAGUAGUUGGCUCACUACAUCCAGUUGACCCUGAGGAGCUUAUUAAUAUUGAAUGUCUCUAUACCGAGCAGGAAUUUGGAUCAAAAUGGUAUGUUCUUUUGUGUCUUGCAUGUAUACACAGAGUGAAUGAGUUCUUGGCCUGUAAUCUGUCUUCUGGCCUUUCUGACUUUGAUGCCUGUUUGUUUUUCCCUACACCCAUUACCUUCCAACCCCAAAGACGAUUUUAAAAGACGUAGAUUCCCUUCUGUAUGUGGACACAGAUGUCCUAUUUUUGCGACCCAUUGAUGACAUCUGGGGCUUCCUGAGAGCAUUCAAUUCCACGCAGCUGGCCGCCAUGGCUCCAGAACACGAAAUACCAAAGAUUGGCUGGUACAGUCGGUUUGCUCGCCACCCAUAUUACGGAGUGACUGGGGUAAAUUCUGGAGUCAUGCUGAUGAAUUUAACCCGUAUUAGGAAUGCCCAGUUCAAGGUAAGAAUGGCUUUUGAUUUGUUUGUUUUGUUUCAGAAACACUUUUCUCUCCCAUGUCAACUGGGGAUUGUGUUAUGUACUGAAGUUCUCACCCUGGGUCAGCAGGGGGAUACUGUAGAUUGUUAUGCAAAUAAGGGAUCGAAAGUGACGUUCAGUGAUUGGAUAGUUUUAGAAAAUUGUUACUGUUAUGUUGUACCGGAGCUCUAUAUAAGGCUGACUGAACCCUUCAGUUCAGUUCUGUUCUGGCCUGUGAAUAAACAAGAGCUGUUUGAAGAAUCGCUGUGUCGUCUGAUAUGUUCACCCACUACUUAACAGAUUGGUUUCCACUCCUGCGUGUAUAAAACUUCCUCACAGUUUUAUACAAAUAAUUUCCCACUGACUGAAAAACUGGCUUGGACUGUUGUUUUCCGAGGAAUGUGCUUUGACUGACAGAAUCAGUCCACUGGCUUCUCAAAUUGGCCCAGAGUAGCAUACCCAAAUGAUAGUUAACUUGAGAGGCUUGUCACUGUAGGUCUUCAAAUGCUGUCACACUGAGGACAUCACUGGUGCGCCUUUGUCACUACUGCUGGUGCAUUUCACAUCUUCCUUCCCGCUGGAUUAAGAACGGGCACUAUCCAAUUAAAUUGUUGCAUGCGUGGUGAUUUCUGAGCGUGCCACCGAACUUCCCCUCCCUCUGCUCCCUUCUGCACCUCUCCCUCCAAAUCUAAUCUAGGGUUCCCCAAACCUCUGGGGCAGCUUGGGGCAUGGUGCAGUGGGAGAGGGAGGAAGUCACGGUCUUUGAAGUCGUUCCAUGUGUGCAAUGACUUAGUUGCAUACAACUCUGCAUAUUCUUCAGGCAAUGUUCCUACCAUCAUCUCAGAGGACUUCAGGUUUCAUCCAUGGAUGCAAACCGUCCCCCAAAAGAUUGCAGAACCCUCAGAUGUGACCUUAGUACUGGGGAUCAUAGGAACCUGCCUUAUACCAGGUCAAGCUGUUUGUCCAUCAGGAUCAACCAGGGAACAUACUCCUUUGGAAAAGUGGUGGACUCUUCUUCCUUGGAGGUUUUAAAGCAGAGGUUGGGUGGCCAUCUGUCAUAGCAGCUUUAGCUGAGAUUCCUGCAUUUAGGGAGGCUUUUAAUGUUUUGUUUAUUGUGGUAUUUUAAUAUUUUGAUGGAAGCCGCCCAGAGUGGCUGGGUAAGCCCAGCCAGAUGGGCGGGGUAUAAAUAAAUAAAUUAUUCUUAUUCUUAUUCUUAUUAUUGACUAGAUGACCCUCCCAACUUUACACUUCUAAAUCCAGUAUUUGCUCAGACUGGCAGUGACCUUUCAUAACACCCCCUAUUCAGUUCUUUCAACUGGAGAUGCGAGAUUAAAUCUAGCCCUUUGUGAAAAGUACAUGUUUUGCCACUGAGCUAUGGCAUCUUCCUGUAAAAUGAUUAAAGCUACAGUAAAAUAGCAGAGCUGCUCUGGAGGCUUUUUCCAGGACCCAGUAGGGACCACCUGCUGAGUCUCUCUGGCUUUGAGCCAACUUUCUUCUCUAUGAAAUGGUAAAUGCAAAUGUUGACAUAAUAAGAGUAAGCAAGUGUAUUGUGUUCAAGCUCUGUUGCUUCAUGUUUUCUUUAAUUGCAUGCAUGCAAAUCAUGAUACCACUUGGGGCACAGAAAAAGGAGGUUCGAAUCCACGCUUCUGAGCGCUUUUGGAUUUGAUGGCCUUUCAGGGUCAGCCAAAUGAAUGGUCAGUUGAGGAUAUGGAAUCACAUUAUCUGAAGGGAGAGCUUGCAUGCUGGCAGUCUACACGGUUCCCCUUCGCUGGCUCCCUGUUCCAGCAUGAAGGGCAAUUCUUCCUUUCUGUGCUGUUUGGUUCCAGGAACAGUGAGAAAGGUUGCUGCUCAGCGCUGCUACGCCUUCCUCCUGCUGUGAUUUCUGCUGGUUUCUACUUUUCUUUCUUUAUCGUUUAUUCCUGCCUUUCAGAACAGCAUGAUACCGACAGGCUUGACAUGGGAGGAGAUGUUGUACCCUUUAUACCAAAAGUACAAAAACUACAUAACAUGGGGAGACCAGGACUUGCUCAACAUCAUUUUUUACUUUAAUCCAGGUACACGGUGCACAGACUCUAUAUUAUAGACAUGUAGAUUAUUAUUAUUAUUAUUAUUAUGUCUUGUUGGAAUAUGUGACAGGGUGGUGUGUAUAGACUCUGCCUCAUUGGCCUGUGCUGCCAAUCCUGUGGAUGAGAACAGAUUGUGAUUGUUUUAUUGAUGGAAAGUGAUAGACAAUCACUUGCAUUAAAUAAUUAAAUAAAUAAAUAAAUAAAAUAAAUAAAUAAAUCCCCCUCACCCACUUCAUGCAUUCUCUGCAUGGUAGCUAUAACCAUGCUGUGAGCUGUUAGCUGUUGCAUGGCUCAAGCCCAAAGGCAAAAUAUUGCCAUGGUACUAUAGAGAAAGGAAGGGCCCUGGAGUGACCAUCUUGCUGUGUGAGUAGGGCCAGGAAGUGAUCUACCCCCUUUUUGGGGGGUCAGGUCAAAAUUAUUGAGCUUUUUUCAGGAAGGCCCAUUUUUUAGGGGUUCAGGUCAAAGUUGUAGGGCUUUUUUUAGGGGGGAGGAAAGCCCCGUCUUUUGGGGGUGCAGGGCAAAAAUGUUGAGCUUUUUUUAGGGGAGCCAAACUUCUUGAGCUGCUUUGGGGGAGCCAGUGAUCUACCAGAGACAUCCAGUGAUCACGACCUACCUGUUGGACGUGCCUGGAAUAGCAGACACAUGAUUCGUUUCCAGAUUGUGUAGCUUUCCUUAUUUCAGAAUUUCUGGUAACAUUUUGAAGGUUUUGUGUUUUUUGCCAAUUUCUAAAUGUUGAUUAGUAAUUGUUGUAAUUCCCCCCCCCCUUUCUUUGCUCAAAUUGGGCUUUCUAGAGUGUCUCUAUCUGUUUCCUUGCCAAUGGAACUAUCGACCAGAUCAUUGUAUGUAUGGCAGUAACUGUAAAGGAGCAGAGGAAGAAGGCGUUUCUAUUCUACAUGGGAACAGAGGUGUCUACCACGAUGACAAACAGCCUACCUUCAAAGCACUCUAUGAAGUGAUACGUGAUGUAAGUGUUGCCCCGCCCAGGGAGACAGUCAGUCUCAUGCCAUGUUCUCACAUGUGAUACGGUGCAUCUAGUUGUAAUACCGUAUUUUUUGCUCUAUAAGACUCACUUUUUCCCUCCUAAAAAGUAAGGGGAAAUGUGUGUGCGUCUUAUGGAGCGAAUGCAGGCUGCGCAGCUAUCCCAGAAGCCAGAACAGCAAGAGGGAUUGCUGCUUUCAUUGCGCAGCGAUCCCUCUUGCUGUUCUGGCUUCUGAGAUUCAGAAUUAUUUUUUUUCUUGUUUUCCUCCUCCAAAACCUAGGUGCGUCUUGUGGUCUGGUGCGUCUUAUAGAGCGAAAAAUACGGUACCUUAUGCCUUGCAUUUCUGUUUUCCUGCAAAGAGCUCAAAGCAGCAUAAAUGGUUUCUUCCCCCACUAUUUUAGCCUCACAACACAACCCUGUGUGAUGGGCCUGUUUUCACAGCAGGCAGUUUGUUGUGGAAUAGCAACACUUAUAUAUAUAUGUACUUCGUUAAACAUCAUUAACAAAGCAUCUUCUUUGUGUUUCCCCCCUGCUCACCACCUUACCCCCACCAGUAGUUCGAAAAACCCCUUAUUUAUCUAAGUGGAAUAGUUGUGUAACUUCCCCAAAUGUAGAUCAUGUUUCUGUUCCACCUAGGUUAUGGCCUGUAUAGAUUGCUCAUUCAUUUUUUCUAAAUUUCCUUCUAGCCAUUUCAUUCACCAUGCUCCACAAUCUCCUCUCUAGGAACCAACUCUGUCGCUUUAACUCCUCACUUUCCAAACAAAAUUGCCUUUAUUGCCUUUUCUUUUCUACCCCCCACCUUCCCCAGUAAGAGAGGGGAAUCGUGAUCUGAAGCUCAUUGAGUGGGAAACUGAGUAUUUAAACCUAUUCCCACACACAAUGGAGCCAGUACAGAUAGUCCCAUGUUCUAGCUGCAGUGCAGCCUAGUAAGCCUCACCAGCCUCAACACACAGGCCUAGAUCCAAAAAAGUCCAAACUCAGUUCAGAAUCUGCAGUAGCUUGAGAUGGCACCACACCAACUUAGACAGAUUGUCCAAAUUGUUGAGUACUGUGGUAGUAAAGUGGGAAGGAUGAGAGCUAUUGGUGACCUUUUUUUGGGAGGGGGAAGAUAUUCAGGUUAAGAUCUUUGUGACAGAGUGAAACUCUCUCUCUCUCUCUCUCUCUCUCUCUCUCUCUGUAUAAAAUUCAAUCUCUGGCAUUUCACAAUCUUGGGAUAGGCUCUUCCCUAAGAUCCUGUACACUAUUGGUCAGAAUUGAUAGAACUGAUAAAUAGACAGAUAGUGCAAUUUGGUUCAGAGUUUCAUAUAUUUUGAUCAAGAAGCUUUGUGGGGGGAAACCGUCUUUUGGAGCUGGUAACUCUGCACAGAAUAGGGUUGCAUGAGAGGAGAGCACAACAGCAGCAUAUAAUAUUAUCAGCUUACCACUGCAUUGUACCACAGCGUGUCUUGACAGUCAAACUCCCUGCCUCCGCGUUAAAAUUUAUAGGAAAAACUCAGCAAAGCAAUGAUUAUCACUUGUCUGUCUUUUAAUCCUUUUUCUUUAAUUCUUUUUCUUUUGUUCUUUAGUUUCCCUUUGAAGACAAUCUCUUCCAAUCAAUGUACUACCCUCUCCAGUCAAAAUUCCUUGAUACUGUACACACUUUAUGUGGGCGAAUUCCUCAGGUUUUUCUGAAACAAAUCGAAAGAACCAUGAAGAAAGUCUACGAAAGCCGGGUGAUCGUUAACGUUGGAGCCAACUUCAGAUUAUAAGCGCAGCAAUAUAUUUUGAUACAGUUUUCAUAUUCUUAUCCAGUCCUCCUAAGGGACAUUAGGCUAUUUUAGGCUGCAAUCCUAUACACACUUCCCUGGGAGCAAGUCCAACCUAACUCAGUGGGGCUUACUUCAGAGUAGGCAUGUAUAGGCCUGUGCUGUCAGACAGUUUGCAGCUUGAGCAAAAGUGCCAGUUGGGGUGUUAGUUUAUUGGUUUGGUUUUAAUGGUGUAUACAUACAGUUCACGAGGUUGAUGAUAAUGAGAGUGGACAUGGGUGAAAGUCUAGGAAUUUCACUGGAAGAUGUCAGGAUUUUUCUGCAACCGAUUUCUAAAGCACAGAGUCUGGACGUGUCCUAUUUCAGAAUAUACAACUCACAGAAUUUCUGUGAGAAGGUCACUUUCUUCUUCAAAGUCAUUACUUUUACUUGAAAGAAAUUCUGUUGACUAUGUUUACAGGUAUCACUUCAGUUUUACAGUGGCAGUGGAAGGAAAUGCAUUAACUUUUCCUCACAUAAUGAACUCGUAGCUCUUAUCUCUUUACUUCCUAAAACUGAUGAGGGGAACCUUUGGCCCUGCAGAUGUUACUGAACCACAGUUCCCAUCAUUCCUGAUCAUUGGCCAUGCUUGCUGGGGCUGAAGGGAGUUUUGGUUCAGGAAGAUCUGGAGAGCCAAAGGUUCCCCAUGCUUGUCCUAGAUCUUAUCAGUAUUUUGGACCUUGAUGCUUCCCUCACGAACAUCUUUCCUCUAUUGUGGUUACCAAAGCUAGUGUAGGAAGUACCCAUGAAAUACAAAAGUUUGUUAAGUUAACAGACUAGCACCAGAGCCAGCUACAGGGAAACAGUUUUGCGGCAAUAACCAUACCAUAACAGCAAUCUAUCAACUGAGCAUUAAUUAGGAUCAGUGUGUAGGCUGCUUCCUUUGAGCUGAACAUGAAACUGAGGGAAAUUCAUCCUGGCUAUACGUUUACAUUGCACUGUUAUAUUUGAGACAGAGCUAUCUAUCUUCUCUACAGCAACAGGGGAACUUGCUGCUGCAGAAGUGCACUUGGUAGAUUGUAGUCACAAGCCACUUGGAACAUCUUCUCUGCAAGCCUCAAUGGGUGAAUUGAAGAUGCAGAAAACCCUUGCUCAACUCCUGUGCAUUUGAAAUUCAGUGUGGCUGUAUAAGGGGCAGUUUAUGAACUGCACAAAAAUUAGGGGUGGAGUGGGAGAGAUGUUAGGUUAGUAACAGAUCUUGAAACAGGCUGAUGGUUUUGCCUUUGGGGUUUUUUAAAGUAAGCUGUAAGUAGAUUUCAUACUUGUCUAGGCCUGAGGACUUGGAUCUGUUUUUCUGCUGCUAAUAGCAAAUGCCUACUAAUUGCUAUGGCACCAAGUUUAGAGAGGCCAAGACCACCUGCUUGUGGUUGCUUUUGCCAUGCCCAAGACCCCACUCCCCCACAGACACAUUUGUCCUCAAAAGUAUAAUAUGGGUACUGUUUAAAUAUAUAGUGUCUCAUUGAUUUUGAAUACAAGCACUCUGAUUUAGCAGCCGUCUUCCAUGCACAGAAAACUGUUAAUGACUUCUGCUACACAAAAUAAAUAAGGAGCUGCUCCACCGUUCUUUCUUGCACGCAGGGGAUCCUGUGUAGGAAGUUCCUGUGUGUGGGUAACAAAUGAGAACAAAUGGUAGAAUAAAAAGGCAGUAGAAUAGAUUCAUCUAUACAAAGUGUUGUCCAUGUGGAAGUUGCUUCAGUGGCACAGUGCAGUACAGCUAGUCAGUUGGCAUUGCCACCCUGCCUAUGCACAUCUCAAGGCUCAUUCAGACCUGGAGAAGGUGAGCAAGCCAUUUUCAGGGUCACAUAUAUGCAGCCAUUUUGUUUAAAGCAUCACCGGCAUUGGUAAGUCUCUGGCUCAACCACCUGCACUAGCCGAUGCAAACUUCAAUGGUGCAAAGAGGAGCAUUUCUAUGACUACAGCACCAACAGUGGUAAAUGAAUGAACAGUGUUGAUAGUGCAGUAUACGACACUGUUAUAAUAAGUAGCAGUGUUAUUCCAGCACCAUCUCUUAUCAUUUCAUAGUAUUUAUUGCCUCCCGUGGGAGAAAUAAUAACUUACUUUCUCUCUCUGCCAGUGUUUACACCACUAAUGAGAAUAGCAGGCACUGUUGGUGCUAUUUCCUUGCCACAUGUAGGUAAGAUUGUAUAUAAAGGACCAAAUGGGAAGUCUGAUUAGCUAGUUGUUAAGGUGGCAUGGGACUCUUUGGUUAUGACGCAACACAGAGUUAAGUGUUCCUACAUUCAUUAAUCUCGAUGGGCUUCAGCACGCUUAUGUCUGUGACAGAUUGUGCCUCACCUUCUUGGCAACAGGUGAAUACAGCUGUAUUUAGGAAGCAGAAGUGAAGGCUUGCAGUGCAAUAACAGCCCCAUUCCUGUGUGAAAACACAGAAUGCUGUCUUUGACAGAAAUGGGAUUGUACUGUUCCACCUGUAGAAUUUGAAGAACUGACAGAAUGUCUGCUGUAAUUCUCCCCUCAGCCACCCCCCAUGCAUACUCUGUGCCGCCCCCAAACCUCCUGAAGGUUGAAGAGCCCUUCAGAACAGAUUUGGGUAGACGAUGUUCCAUCAUGCAAUGAAAAAUCCUUCCAGCGUUGGUAUAUUCACCAUAGCGCUACAUGGAAUACAACCUCAGGUUACUAAGCAGGUGUCUUUUAGAGAUGUCCGAUGUAGCGUAUGGUUUCAGAACAAAUUCUGAUUAUGUGCAGUUUCUUUGUGAAAAGGGUUCCUGUCACCCUACGUAUCUUUUACGAUUUCUGUGUGACACCUGAGAGCAUGUUCAUGUUUCAAGCUCUGAAAAGAUCUUCAGUGUGUUCUGAAAAUUCUGAAGCCUACCAUGUUUCAGGUAAAAUGGUCUACAACACAGAGGGAGAAGUGUAGUACAAGUAACUGCUACAUACACAAACCUAGCAUUUGAUUCAGGCCAGUCUGAUAAAUGUGUGUGGUAAUCUGAUCUCGGACUCUGGAGAGGAGGACAGGUAUGAAACUUCUGCUGAAAUUCGGUAACAAAUGCUGGUCAUAGGCCUUCUGCUUUCAGAGUCAAAAGUUUAAGUCCUUUUCGUGUAUUCAAAUAUCGAGUUCCAAUUUCAUGAUUAUGGUAAAGUAAAAGGGGUAGGUUACGUAAUGAAGGAAGCAAAGGGCUUGAGUUGGGUGUGGAACGGAUGGGUGUGACCCUCCAGAGACCGUUGGACUACAACUCCCAUUAUCCCUGACCAUUGAUAAUGCUGGCUGGGGCUGAUAGGAGUUGGAGCCACCAAUAUCUGACUGGCAACAAGUCCCCUGCCCCUGUUGCAGAAGAAAGCAUUCUCACUCCUGGUGCAUAAUAGAUUUUCAGAAGUUGCAAUGUUAUUUUGUAUUUUUUUGUUUUUGUUUUUUACAAGGAAGCAUAUUUUCUCCAAUGUCUGCCUUUGGUAUAUGAAGGAUUUGCUUUAACAUUAAAAACCAUGCUGCACAAUAUUAAUGAAAUUAUGCAAAAGAAAUUGUUUUCCAUAUACAUUUUAUUUGGGUUGGGAGGGUGUAGCUACUAAAGUUCUUAAGGAGUUUUUUAUAUAUAUAUAAAAAAAAUAUUAUAUAAAUGUUUACUUUUUCGCAUAGUAAUUUAUACUUUGCUGCAAUUUAUGGCACUAUUAUUACAUUUCUGUUUUUAACAAUAGUUUGUUUUUGAAAGACUUUUAUUAACAUUAUGCCAUACUCGUUGCUGAUUUCUUUGAAAAGUGCUUCACUUAUUAUAAAAUACUGGACAUAUACAGUUGUACCUUAGUUCUUGAACGGAAUCCAUUCCAGCGACUUCCGAAAACGUUCAAAAACUAGGCACGGCAUCUGAUUGGCUGUAGGAGCUUCCUGCACUCAAUCGGAAGCUGCGUCAGGUGUUCAGCUACCGAAAAACGUUUGCAAACCGGAACACUUCUGGGUUUGCGGAGUUCGGGAGCCAAAAUGUUCAGGUCACAAGGCAUUAGAGAACCAAGGUACAACUGUAUAAACCUCUUCCUCAUCCCUAUGUAGUAUUGCUAUAUUCUGAACUAGAAUAAUAUUGCCAGAAGAGUGUUUUCCACCUAUUGUGAUUUAGAAGGAGGAGGUGUCAUUAGAAUGCUUACUAAACCAAUCCAGAAAAGGUCACAGUUUUAAAAUAUUUGCAGCAAAUGCAUCCAUCUAUUCCAACCUUGUUGCGGAUGGGCUUGUGAUGAAGCCACAGUCUGAUUGAUUCACCACCUACCUACCCAUGAGCCAUUCAUGAUAUGAUGAGCUCACUGUGCAUUAAAUGCAGUCAGUGAGUGAGCAGCAAAAUGCUAAGUGCUCAGUGGUGAGCAUAUAUUUUAUGUGCAGAAUAUCUCACGAUCAACUCCCCGCAUCUUAAGCUAAAAGGAUCACAGGUGACGCCUUUAAGAACUGUCAGUCAGAAUAGGUGGCACAAGGCUAGACAGAUCAAUAACCUUACUGUAUACAUUCACACUGCACACCUCCAGGUGCAAAAAAAGACAAACCAGCAUGUUAGCAUGUGGCGCAAACAAUAUAAUCUAGCCUUGCACUCUUUAAAUCUUACCGAUGGAAAUAAUUAAACGUACAACCCUAAGCAUCCUUAUAUAUGCAGAUUUAAUUCAGUUGGAGCCACUGUCCAGUCUUGGGCAGAGUUAGGCGUGGUUCUUGCUUUCAAGCUUAGAUGUGCCUAAUUGUGCUGUCAAGCUGCAAAUAUGCUUAUGAUUUCAGCAACUGCCCAAACCUUAUCUCAAAGGGUUUGGCCAUUCAAGCUCAAGAGAUCCUGUCGAGGGCAAAAGAAGCUAUUUAGCAUUAAGCUAGUGCACAACUAGCUACCUUGAUCUGGGUGGCAUUCCUCCAGUUGCUAGACACUAUGACCUCGCUGGAUUCCAAACCCCCAAGUACGAGUUGAUGGAGGUUUGCCAAGCAAAAACUCCUGCCUUCCCAUUUUCCCUGGUGUAAAACACAACACCUUAAUAACUGUGCCGCCUCAACACUUUACAUAAAAAUAACCCUUGCAGUCCAUAGGACUUUUGAGUAAUAUGCUUAGGAAUUGGGAAGUCCAGUCAUGAAGUCUAGCAUAAACUUUGUAAGCACAAAUUAUUUGAAAUAAUUUACUCAAGAAUAGUAGUUGAGCAGAACUGAAAUAUUCAAGGUGUUUUUUAAAAAAAUUCUGCCAAGGUUGAUCAAUCCAAUAGAACCCUGGUCUUAUGUAGCGAUAUGAUUGCAUAUGGAAAAACGAUACAGAUUUCAGUGGAAAGCAAAAAAUGCUAAUUGCUUUGUGUAUGUAUAGUUGCAUAAGGUAUGUCUAUAAGGAAUUGCAAUCAGUGUCAUGCUACUUAAGUGUCUUGUAUAUUUGUAUUUGACAAGUGCACCAAAUUUUUAUAGCUCCUAAGGAGAUGAUUACAGUGCAUUUCUAAGUCAUAUGCAAUUUUAGGCUUACCGUGUAAUUAAAUGAACUUUUGAGCAAA
This is a messenger RNA of Podarcis lilfordi (Lilford's wall lizard), 33257 nucleotides long. NCBI's taxonomy places the organism in Eukaryota, Metazoa, Chordata, Lepidosauria, Squamata, Lacertidae. The record is from the annotation of a GenBank genome assembly.